Molecule: messenger RNA, 1275 nt
Organism: Pseudoliparis swirei
Lineage: Eukaryota; Metazoa; Chordata; Actinopteri; Perciformes; Liparidae
Exons: 2
Coding region: 1-597 (198 amino acids)
Source: RefSeq, a predicted model, not a curated record
AUGUCGUGGUUCAAUCACGUCAGUCCAGACUUGAACCAGCAGCAGCGACCGCAGCCCGCUGACAGCGACAGGCUCGCAGCCACGGACGUGCCCGGCUUCAGGCUCAGGGCUCCCGCACAGGGGUCCCCGACCAUGGCGACACAGCACUGGACCGGGUGCUCCACCCCAGCGCGGAGGACUUUCCAUCGGCUCCGCGGGGUGAGCAGCCCCAGCCUCGGGAACCUGUCCUGCGCCUCUCCGGGUGCGGGCAGGCUCCGGGAGCCGGAGCCCAUCUCCUACGUGAGCCUCCAGGAGCAGUGGUGCGUCCUGAGCUGGUUCCAGGGCUGGACCGCCGCUCAGCGGGACCGGUUCCUCCAGGACCUGCUGGGGAAAGCUGUGCCAGGCAAAGUGUGCACCCUCCUGGAUUCACUCGGCACUCUUCAGGUUAAAGACAGACUACCAAACAUCUAUGAAUGCCAGCUGCGCCUGUGGACCCAGUGGUUUGAGUCCUGGGGAGAGGAGGAGAGGAAUCAUUUCCUGCACAUACUGGAGGAGCAGGACCCAGUUUUUGUGGGCCACUUUUACAGGAUGGUAGCCGGGACAGCGGGAAGAGACUGACUGACGUUCACGUUGUGAUUGGGAGAAGCAAGUGAUGACCACGAGAUGUGUUCAGGAGGGGACAUGUGCUUGUGAAUGUGUGUUGAAACGGAGGAAGGUCUCUUCAGAGAAGUGUUUGUGUCGCCGUCCGUGGGAUUUAUUGUUACAGAUAAAAACCUUUUCAUUAUCAGAGCGCUCAUGCUCAUUCAGUAUACGCUGUUUUUAUUCCGUUUCAUACACCGGGGGUCUCCAGGGCUGCGUCGCGCACCACUCUUCAGUUCAGAACUUUUUUUUGCCGAAUGCUUCCAUCACGGGCGAAGCUCCACCAUGUCGUGACCCAAUGGAGUGAACUUUAAAUGAACAGGUUUAACAUCUAAAGAGGGUUACUUUCUUUCUGUUCUGGACCUGGUGUUUAAAACACCAGGAAUGACAUGGACCAGAGGACACAUUCUCUUAUAAUAAACACAAUACAUCAUUGUAACAUUUGUUUUUUAAACAUUCAGCAGUAGCAACAACCACAACUGUUUGAGAACUACUCAGGGGAUUGUUUUAUGACCUAUUGAGAUACGCGGCUACGGUUUGCCUUGUUUUUUAUUCUAUCCAAUCGAACGAUCCGGGAGGAAGGGACACUUGGUUUCGGAUUUUCACCAUCCACAACACACAUGUUAAUAAAAGGAUAUAUUUUGUCAGUAAAGAGUA